AUGAGGGGGGGGGGGGGGGGGGGGUGUUGUUGGGGGGGGGGGGGGUGUGGGGUGGGGGGAGGGGGGAAAAAAAAAAUUUUUGUGUUGUGUGUUGUGUGUUGUGUUUUAUUGGUGUUGUGGUGGGGGGGGGGGGGGGGGGGGGGGGGGGGGGGGGUUGUUUUGUUGGUGUGUGUGGUGCAAGCCACGACCCCUAAUAAAAACGUGCCCACAGCCAAAAACAGCCAUAAAAACAGACCAGAGACCACCUCCACAUCAACACUCAACGCACACCCAAGUCCACACAACCAUGACCCCCCCAACCAAAACCAAACAAGCAAACAAACACAGAAAAACAAACCACCAAACCACCGCAAGUCGCAAGCAAGGGCGAAACACACGAGGCGAACAAGCAAGAAGCACAACAAGCCUAACUACACACCACCCCCGCGCCAACUCGCCACACACCACAACCCCCCCCUCCGAGACAGCGCCCGCCACACCCCCCCCGACCCUGACCAAGGACCCUCGAGGCCACACACCAACCGACGCCCCGACCACCACGUCCCCGCACAACACAACCGCGCCGCCAACACUCCCGCCCGCGUCCCGCCCGCUCCCCCUGCGCACCACCCCUCUCCCACACGCCCGCCCCCUGGCACCCCCCCGCCUGCCAGCCCCCCCCCCACACCCCACCCCCCCUCCCCUCCCUCCUUACCGUCACCGAACCCACCUCCCCCCGCUCUCCCCCCCACCCCCCCCUCACCGCCCCAGCAACCUCCUCCCACUUCCAUCCCCCCCCCCCCCUUCCCCCCCCAUCCCCCCCCCACCCCCCCCCCCAUCCCCCCGCCGCCCCUCCCCCUGCCCCUCUACCCCCCCCCCUCCGCCCCCCCCCGCCACCCCCCGCCCCACGCCCCCCUCCCCCCCCCCCGCCUGCCCGACCCCCUCAUCCCCUCUCCCCCUCUCCCCCCCCCUUCACUUUCCUCCCUCUCCCUCGCCCACCUGGCGAUCCAACCGCUGUCGUCCCCCCCCGCGCACCAUGCGCUCACCCGCCCCCCCCCACAGCUCCUCACCCCCCCCCCCCCCCGCUCCUCUCCACCCCCCCCCCUCCCCUCCCUCACCGCCGCCACCACCUCCCGCGCGCCAUCCCCCCCCCUCCCCCCCCCGCCCUCCCCCCCACCCCCCCCCCGGGCUCCCCCUCCCCCCGCCCCACCCUAG
Molecule: messenger RNA, 1194 nt
Organism: Knipowitschia caucasica
Lineage: Eukaryota; Metazoa; Chordata; Actinopteri; Gobiiformes; Gobiidae
Source: the annotation of a GenBank genome assembly